AAGCAAAACCAUCUCACGGUUUGCUCAACAUUCAUCAAAACAAUCAAGCACAUUCAAACAGCAGUUUCAGUUUUCAUCAUCAACAAUAUGAGUUCUUCAUCAUCAGCAAGGAGAGCAUGGAUAGUGGCAGCAAGUGUGGGAGUUGUGGAGGCCUUGAAAGACCAAGGAAUCUGCAGGUGGAAUUACACAAUGAAACUGGUGCAGCAGCAAGCCAAGACCCAUCUCAGGUCUUAUUCUCAGGCUCAUUCAAAACUCUCUUCCUCAUCCUCUGCUUUGGUUUCAAGUAAACUCAGAGAUGACAAGGCCAAGCAUUCUGAGGAGUCUCUCAGAAAAGUCAUGUACCUCAGCUGCUGGGGUCCCAAUUGAGCUAGUUCAUUAGGCCACUUUUUAAUUUUGUGGUUCUGAACAAAAUUUGUUAAUGAUUAAUCGUAACUUGUAGAUCUCUGUUUCUCUGUGAUAUAAACAAUGAAUCUCAAAGUUUUGGCAACAUUAUUUCA
Messenger RNA from Rosa chinensis, 497 nucleotides. RefSeq lists its product as uncharacterized. The record is from RefSeq and is a predicted model, not a curated record. The transcript has a single exon. NCBI's taxonomy places the organism in Eukaryota, Viridiplantae, Streptophyta, Magnoliopsida, Rosales, Rosaceae. Bases 88 to 366 code for a protein of 92 amino acids.